Molecule: messenger RNA, 1305 nt
Organism: Stegodyphus dumicola
Lineage: Eukaryota; Metazoa; Arthropoda; Arachnida; Araneae; Eresidae
Gene: hry
Product: bHLH transcriptional repressor hairy
Biological process (GO): regulation of DNA-templated transcription
Molecular function (GO): protein dimerization activity; DNA binding
Source: RefSeq, a predicted model, not a curated record
AAACUUACUACCCGACCCCAAAAUUCCCACACUUCUGCUUCGGCACGUGUUCUGAUCAGACGUAUUUCGCUCUCUCGCUCUUUACCUCUCGCGUUCCGUCAGUGUUGCUUGUGACAUUGCUAUAGAUUUGUGUUUACAUUGAGUUGCUGGCUUACCACCACAACCAAAAUGCCUUCAGAAAAGACAGUGACAAAAUCUAGUGAAACUCGAAGGAGUACCAAACCCAUUAUGGAAAAACGAAGGAGGGCUAGAAUCAAUAAUAGUCUUACUGAACUCAAGAACCUCAUCUUGGAUGCAUUAAAAAAAGAUAAUGCUCGUCACUCAAAGCUCGAAAAGGCUGACAUCCUGGAGAUGACGGUCAAGCACCUGCAGAACCUCCAAAGGCAACAGAUGACACCUGACCCCUCAAUGAUGGCCAAGUUCCGUGCUGGAUUCGCCGAAUGUGCCAGUGAGGUCAGUCGAUUCAUGAGUCGUGUCGAGGGCAUCGACCACACCGUUCGCCAACGAUUGCUCAACCACCUUGCCAACUGCCUGACGGGUAUGAACAACCCUCCGCCAACGCCUCUGCCGCCCGUUCAUGUUCAGGUUGGAGGCGCCCCAGAAUCAGAAUCCAACUCCACUAGAUUCCUUGGAGGUGUCCAGCUGGUACCUACUCGCCUUCCCAGUGGAGACAUUGCCUUCCUUCUUCCUGCUCAACUAUCUGUAUAUGCACCUUCUACUGUACCCAUCAGUCCUGCCAGUUCCACAUCAUCCGUAACAUCACCUAUGUCCACCACAUCAUCUUCGCCGAGUCCCGUCAAUGUACUUGGGUCUUCUGGAAUCCUGAGCCCAGCAGCCAGUGACCGUUGCAGUCCUAGCCCUGUUAUGCACACAAGAAUCUGCAGCCCCAGUCCAGUUAUGCAUUCACGAAUUCCUCAGGAGAUGCCAACAUCUGUGACAUCGCACUGCCCUGUCGUCGUUCCAGCUAUUAACCAACACAAAACAGAAUCCAAACCUGUCUGGAGACCGUUCCUUUAAUUUGGGACUUUUAUAUUGAGAAUAUUUGGACAUUCUGCUGAAGAACUGUGUAUAUAGAACUGAACGUGUAAAUAACUUAAUAUAUUACGUUAAUACAUAUCUACAUGUACUUCGUGUACAGAGCUUUUCUGCCAGGGCUAAGUGCCCUGUUAUAUCUGUGAUACUUAAGAAUUCGUACCGGUGCUAUGUUCAAGAAGUAGUAAGAUGUCGUACUAUGUAUGACAUGCCAUUCUACGCAACCAUCCAUGCCAAGAGAAAUAAAAAAGAAUAUUUUUAUUGAUUUUAAAA